This is a messenger RNA of Dendronephthya gigantea, 7373 nucleotides long. RefSeq lists its product as uncharacterized. The record is from RefSeq and is a predicted model, not a curated record. Bases 693 to 7373 code for a protein of 2226 amino acids. Lineage: Eukaryota; Metazoa; Cnidaria; Anthozoa; Malacalcyonacea; Nephtheidae. Gene Ontology annotation, molecular function: calcium ion binding. The transcript is spliced from 42 exons.
UCUUAGUUUUCACUUCCUUCAUUAAUUAUACUUGUGGUCAGGGAAAUGGGGAGUUUGAAGGUAGUACAGAAACAGGUCUCGGAGAUGAUCGACUGGUCAAUUACACUGGCGACAAUGAAAUCACAUUCAGUAUUAAGGUCGCAUCUGAUGGUUCAAGCACUACUGUACAGAAGACUGCUCAAUGCAAACUACUCAAUCUACCCUUUCUUGGCUGCAAUUUUAAAGGAAAAGGUUUUACUAAAGCCUAUGUUUGUGCCAAUGGGUUGGUAAAAUUUGAAGAUCGCCAAUACGAAUUAAAUCCUCGAAAUUUCGGUACUUAUGGCGAACAAGAAAACGACGCGGCUUGUUUAGCACCAUACUGGUCCUCUGUUGACUUAGAUUACUUUGAAAAUGGACAGUCGAAGGUAUUUUUCAGGAAAUAUGAAGAUCAAAAUGACGACCCUCGUGGCGUGUUCUCAAAAGCUAGAGGGUAUGGUAAUAGCCUAUGGAAAGAAGACCUAAAGGGAGCAAACUACGAUCCCCUUUGGGUAACGGUCAUAACUUGGGUCGAUCUCCGACCAAAGCAACCCGGUGAUGCUACAUACCUUGGCAGAAACACUUUUCAACUAUUCCUGGCUACUAGUAGGUCAAAUCAGGCACUUGUCGUCUAUAUUUACAAGGACAUUGACUGGUCAAUCGGAGUGAACAGGGACAUGUACUCAAAUUGGGCCGAAACGAGUGACUUGCCUGUUGUCGGUUAUAAUUCUGGACAAAAAGAUGACGAAGAGCCGUACAAGAAUUAUGAAAGUUCCGGUACUGUCAACGCCGAAGAGGUUGAUGAUUAUUUUGAUCCCAACUUACUAAGGCGCGGCGAAAUUGGGUAUAGUCUCAAAAAUAUGGUCAUAAGGCCUCCAACAAGUGCUGAACUAUGUCUGAAGUGGGUAAAUGAACAGAUUUUCAGUAGAAAUACAAGACGUUUUUGUUGGCCACGAUGUGCCCCCACGCUUAGAUUAGCCCGGUUUGGUUGGCGCGGAAUUUUCUGGGCAUUACAGCGUAGGUUUAAAAGGACAGAUUUCCGGUUCAUUGACACCUUUUGUAUACUAAGUCCUUUUUGGAGACAGGAAAGUGCAGACGAAUGCUGUUACCUAAAUGCUUGGUGGCUUGGCUUUCCCCUUUACAGCAGGCCACGACCAGGUGCAGGUCGCUGGCAUCGAUACCAUCCGCGCCGGAACUUCCCAAAGUACUUGGAGGAGGAGACCGCUUACGAAAAUUGCUGCACCAAACUAGAUAGCACUCAGCAAUCGUGCGCGGAAUUUUACAGUAUUCGCCCGCCAUGCACCAGUUUCUUUUGGAGAUUCCCGUCAAUAUGGGGGCGCAUGUUUGGUGAUCCACACUUUAUUUCACUCGAUGGCAAAAACUACACAUUCAAUGGCUGUGGAUGGUUUACGUAUUUCAAAGGCGAGAUGCCAGGUACCAACGACAGCUCUCUUGUGGUGCAAGUUCGCACAACAAGGGUUGGAAAUGUUAAUGCAACUGGCUUUACAGGAAUUGCUGUCAAGGAGGGUAAUUCGGAAACCGUUCAAAUAAACCUAAACGAAGGAGGUGGUUUGCGUGUGCAUGUUGAUGGUAAUGAGUUCACUCCGGGUUCAAAUGCAACAACACUAGAGAGUGGUGUUACUCUAUCUUAUGUCAACAACACAUUUGAGGUUGGAACACCACUUGGAAAUGGAGUAAGAAUCAAUGAAGCAGCAAACGGCACUUUUUUUACAUUCGUGACAUCGUUUUUGAAAUCGUACGAGAACUCAUCACUUGGAUUAGCAGGAAAAUGGAAUGGAAAAAUAGAGGACGACUUCACGUUACCAAAUGGAACAGCUUUACCAAUUGAUUUGAGUGACUCUGAUAUAUUUCAUAAGUUCGGGGAAGCGUGGAGAGUGAAUCAAGACGAAAAAAUAUACCAAAACAUAGAUGAUGAUACACCUGCGUACAAAUGUCCAAGCAAUUUUGUUCCAAUAUUUUUUGACCAAGCAAUAAAUGAUAUGAACGAAACAUUGAGAGCAGAAGCUGAAAGUGUUUGUGGUAAUGAUGUCACCUGUCUUUUUGACAUCGCAGCAACAAACGAUGUUGCAGUUGGAAAAUCAACGCUGACAGAAAUCACGUCUAUAAACAAUGAAGUCGCAGAAAUUGAAAAUAAUCUACCGGUAUUCAAAGAAAAUUUGACUGUCAUCAACGUGACCUUAGGAGAGACAUUCACAAUAACACUUGAAGCCGAAGAUCCGGAUGGCGAUGAUAUUAUGUUUGACGUUCCAAAUUUUCCACCUGGUGCAACAUAUACAACGAAUGGCAAUCAAUUGACUUUCGUUUGGCAUGUAGAUUCUCCUGAUCCAGCCAAUAUAACAUUUUUGGUUCAAGAUACAAAAAACGCAAGUACGACGCUUUCUCCAUACAUCCAACUCUGCCGGUGUCUAAACGGUAGCGGAUGCUUUGUUCCUGAAGCAUCGUCAGAACAAACGGCAGCUAUCAAAAAUACUUUUCUCGUUAUGUCCUGUAAUUGCCCGCUUGGUUACACUGGGGAAUUCUGUGAAACCGUAAAAGAUUUCUGCAGGGGACAUUUGACACCGCCGUGUCAUCCUUUGGUCACGUGCGCCAACUCUCCGACGGGCUUCACUUGCGGGACUUGCCCUCAAGGAUACGAAGGCGAUGGAGCUAUUUGUAGUGAUAUCAAUGAAUGCGGAGCUAAUCAGACUGUUUGCGACCAAAAGUGCACCAAUACAGCUGGUUCCUACUUUUGUGGGUGCAAUGAUGGAUUCUCAUUAGAUUUGAGUGAUGGAAAAACGUGUAAUGACAUAGAUGAAUGCGCCAAAGCCAACGACUGUAGUCAGCUGUGCAACAACACAAUCGGCUCAUAUAAUUGCUAUUGCAGGAUCGGAUUCUUGACCGAUCCUGACAACGCCAAGUCUUGUACAGCAAAAACGCAAUGUGAUCAAAGCAAUCCAUGUCAGCAGAUUUGUUUUAUUGAUCCGCUCCAGGUUGGACAGGAGAAAUGUGAUUGUAACCUUGGAUACCGUCUUGCAACGGAUUCAACAACUUGUGAAGAUGUAGAUGAAUGUGCAACCACACAAGGCAACCUUUGUGAUCAAGAAUGUAAAAACACCAUCGGCAGUUACACAUGCUCAUGUUUGUCGGGAUAUGUUUCCACGGGCCCAACUUCUUGUGAAGAUAAGAACGAAUGUCUUGAAGAUCAAUCGAACGUCUGUAACGGGGUGGGGGAAGAAUGCGAAAAUAUUCCCGGAAGUUUUAGAUGCGGUUGUGCAAAGAGGUUGAACAUGGUUAGAGUUAAUGGAACGUGUAUAUUCAAAGAAGAUGACAACAUUGUGGCUGAUCUGGCUCCAGCACCGCCAAGCGCCAGACAAGAUCAGAUAGAUAACGCCGUUCAAAUCACGUUGGCUGACUAUCAGAACUCAAAUUACACUUUGGAUGCUGACGUGCUAUUUAAAGACUCUGUUGUUAAAUUGCUGAAUGACUUUUGUAAUGAGAACACGCUCAGGCCACAAGAUUGCGGAGUUGAACAAAACCAGCUAUUUUUCAACGAGAAGCUCGUUAAGCGGUUGCCUGGUUACCCGGAGGAUUCGGGGAAUAACGCAAUAAUCAGGUUUUACGUCGAUUAUCCCAGCACCAUAUUCACAAACAAGACGCUUGACAAAACCAUCUUAGCUUCUAUCGUGUUCGCAGAAUUGGCAAAGUUUGAACAGCUGAUCAGUUUAAACGUCACCCUGGACACUUCCGUCCUACCCGAAACGCCUGGUACUCCAACUGCGAAUGAGAUUAGUAACGCAGUACAACUGAAAAUAUUAGAUUUUUCGCCAAAUCAGUGGACAAUAUUUUACGACACCGUGUUUCGGCGAUCAGUUGCUCUUGCUCUGAACAAAUACUGCAGUAUGGAUAACUACUCGCGCUCGCAAGAUUGUGGUCUUACCGAGUCGCAAAGCUUCAACAAAAGUCACAUAAAACGUCUGAGCGGUUCCCCAUCCCAAAGUGGAGGAGACGUCCUGGUCUCAUUUUAUGUAGAUCACCCGAGCAGUUCGGAUCCCGUGCUACGAAAUGUACUUGCUUCGAUGUUAGUGACUCGAGAGACAGACCUUGAGAUUGCACUGUCACAACAAGUUGAAAUCCAGACUUCUGCUGAACCGGCUAAUCCUCCGGUUGCAACUAGUGAGCAAACAACUAACAGCGUGGUCAUUCGAAUAGCAUCGUUUGGCACGAGUCAGUGGACGCACUUGUAUGAUCGUCGAUUAAGGAAAUCCAUUGCAAAACGAAUUGCUGAAUACUGCAGUGCUAAUCUGGCGAACUGUCAAGUACAAUCCGGAGGCUCAGCAUCAUUCAGUGAAUCCGAUGUUCAACGUUCUUCAGCUGGAACUCCCACCAAUGCUGGAAGCAACAAUAUUGAUUACAGUUUCUACGUGACAUACCCCGGCGAAAGUAAUCCAAUAACGAAGAAUGUAUUGGCUUCAAUCGUCUACCUUGAGAUAGAAGCAAUGCAAUCUGAAUCAUCACUCUUCUUCUCCCUGCAAACAUCGUUGGAACUUCCGGCUCCAACCUCACCAAAUGCCGACCAAUCAAGCAAUACAGUCGUAAUCACGAUCCUUGAUCAACAGGCUAACCAAUGGCAUAGUUUUAUAGAUAACAAGUGGAGAGCUGCGAUAGCUACACAGGUUGGAAGUUUUUGCGCCGCCAACCUUGUUGUCUGUGGUGCUUCAAGUGAUCAAGUGUCGUUUGGAUUAUCGAACGUUACCCGAAUUGCAGGUUCCCCGGUACAAGAUGGUGAUAAUGUCACUUACACCUUCUUCGUUGAUUACCCGUCCGGCAACAAAACAGUGCAACGAAAUUUACUGGCAGGAAUUUUAGCCGAACGACUUGCACAGCUUAGGAACGCAACGAAGUUGGAUAUAUCAUUAGAAACGUCCACAUUAGCUCCCAGACCAUCGUCAACAGCCACUGCGAAUCAAAUUUCAAAUGCAGUUAACAUAUCUGCAGGGAACGUCCAAGCAGACAAGUGGUCUGCUAUACAAGAUUUGACUUUCCGAGGAUACGUAGCACAGGCGAUUACUGAAUACUGUCAAGCAAGUCAAGCUCGAAUUCAAGAAUGUGAACUACCAAGUGGUCAAAGUCCAUUUACGAGCUCCCACGUGAGAUUUGUGAACCCAGGUAAUCCAGAACAGAAUGGCGCGAAUGCUGAAAUAGAAUUCUUCGUCGAGUAUCCGGGAGGUGGAACUGUAUCACAGGCUAUUCUUCUUCUAAUUAUGAAUGAACAACUUUCUUCUAUUCAACAAAAUACUGGAUUACAGCUCACUGUGUUAACGACAGUCCAGAUUGUUACAGAAAAACCACCGACGGUGGAUAAUACGCAAAAUGCAAUAGAGGUGGUACUGAAAGAUUUCCAAGCCGAUCAGUGGUCUCUCCGUGAUGGACUGUUCCGAGAAAACAUGGCAAACGCAAUCAAGACUUUCUGCGCGAGAGGAACAUACCAUCGAAAUAUUUGUAACAUUUCAGAGGUUGUCAGCAACGCUUUUACCGCUGACAACAUUCAGAGGCUUCCGGAUUCGCCGACACAAAACGGGACCGAUUCCAUAUUGUCGUUUUACGCAACUUUACCACCAGAUGGCAGUAGCUCGUUACCAAAGAGCGUCUUAGCAACGAUAUUCACUUCAGAACAAGAAGAUAUUCUCUCUCUAGAUAGCGAACUUGAGAACCCAGACGAAAGUGUGCCAAGCAGUGAAACACCAGUUCUUACGACGCCACAAAGAGACAACUUAGUGCCAAUAACAAUUUUCAAUUUUAAACGUGCAAAGUUUACAACGUUGGUAGUGGUCGAUAUUAGAGUAACGGUGGCUGCUAGGAUGAACAUAUUUUGUUUCAGUACAACGGAAAAUGUGUGCGGUCUCUUUGUUAGCACUAGCCGAAGGAGAAAGAGAGCUGCCGGCAACCAACAGUUCAGUGAAACUGAUGUUAUAGUCGAUGCCAACGUUACGGAGUCUGGGAAUAAUACGGUGGUAGGUGCAGUUGUCAACGAGCCAGGAACUACAACUCCCGUUAAAACCGGUGUUGUUGAAGAUGCUUUACAUCAAACGUUACAAGAAAAUGGUGAAUCAGAUAUUUCCAGUCUCACUCUUGGUGUUGUCAAUACGCCCACUGUAUCGGAAACUCAGGAAAAUAACGCAGCCAGUGUAAGGUUAACCAAUACGAAUGCAAGUCAGUGGACACUGCAACAAGAUAUUUCUUUCCGACACAACAUGUCCCAAGCAAUUAUGCAAUUCUGUGGUGAAAGUGACGCACGAUUGGCCUCGUGCAAUCUUACGAGGGCCCAGGUUGAUCAAAUAAGUUUUCAAAAUGUACAGAUAUUGCCUAAUUCGCCCACACAAGAUGGCAGCGACGCAAUACUAUCAUUUUUCGUUAAUCUACCAGAUGGAACAACAAUGUCUUCCGAUCUCAUAUCAACUAUUUACAGUGUAUCAAGAAAUGUUAUAUCACAACCAAAUGAGAUUGUUUCAACAAGCAAAAAUACCAAUCUUACAAGAGAAGAAACGGAAAAUCUUAUACAGCUGUCAGUUGAGGGUAUGGCGCAGCAUCCCGAUGACGCCGUUAGGUUAGAUAUCCAAGUUGCGAUUGCCGACAGGUUGAAGGAGUAUUGUAGCAAUAACUCAGGGGCAACUAUUUGUCCCACCAGCAGGGAAUUCGCCAACGACGACAUUGUUGUCCAAAUUGAUCCAGACACAAGAGACGUUAGCUUCGUCGUAAAAGAUCCAGACAACCUUCAAGGAUCACCAAUUUCAUCCAUUGAUGUCCAAGAUGCGAUAAAUGGAGACUUCACAACCCAAUCACUCGGCCUUAACUUGAGAAUAACACGACUGUUGACUGAAAACGCAAUUCAUGUGGUGUUGAAGAAUUUCAAAGCAGAUGAGUGGCCAGCUCAAAACGCGCAGUUUCUACAAAAUAUGGCAGAUGCAAUCAAGAACUUUUGCGGAAGAGGAGAAUAUCAUCGCACAAUCUGUAAUAUUUCAGAGGCUGUCAGCAAUAAUUUUACCGCUGACCACAUUAAGAGACUCCCAAACACACCGACACAAAACGGAACCGAUUCCAUCCUGUCAUUUUACGCAAGUUUACCAGGAGGCAGUGGCGCGUUACCUGUGAGCGUCUUGGCAACGAUAUUUGUAACGGAACAAGACAACAUACUACCUACCAUCAAUAGCGAGCUCAAAGACCCUGGUACAAGUAUACCAAGCAGCGAAACUCCAACUCUAACACCUGCACAAACAAACAACUUGGUGCCGAUAACAAUUUUCAACUUCAGUCCAAAGAAGCCGAAGGAAGAAGAGAGCUGUUGGGAAGAACAAUCAUAA